This is a messenger RNA of Sitodiplosis mosellana (orange wheat blossom midge), 6376 nucleotides long. It is a transcript of the gene if, whose product is annotated as integrin alpha-PS2. The coding region runs from base 666 to 5075 and encodes 1469 amino acids. The transcript is spliced from 16 exons. The record is from RefSeq and is a predicted model, not a curated record. NCBI's taxonomy places the organism in Eukaryota, Metazoa, Arthropoda, Insecta, Diptera, Cecidomyiidae. Gene Ontology annotation, cellular component: external side of plasma membrane; integrin complex. Gene Ontology annotation, biological process: cell adhesion mediated by integrin; integrin-mediated signaling pathway; cell-cell adhesion. Gene Ontology annotation, molecular function: integrin binding.
UGAGUAUGGAGAGAGAGAGAACAUGUGUGUGAGUUACGGGCCGCUCUGCCGUACAGUUGUUCCUUGCUGUGCAAUGAGAUAGACACGAUGUGUGUAUGUUGAUCGCAUAAUAAAUAGUGUGUCUGUCUGGUCUUUGAGUUGAACGCUGUGCGCGACUCGCAUGUGCCAUGCCAUGUUCAGUCUUAGCAAAGCCGUGCUCGAGAGCAGUGCAUAUCAACUGGCUGCCGACCGUUUUCGUUAAUUCGUUUGACAACGAUUUAGCGAGCGUAACGAAAAAAAAAUUACAACAAUUUUUGUUCCAUACAAAUUCAAUCGUCUAAAAAUCGAUCUUGUUUGCAUCGACAUUCGACUGCUUUUAUCAAGCAACCAACGAAUGACUCAACUAUGUGUUAAUGAACAUUUUAAAAGGAGAAACCAACGAUAAAAUCCAUCGUUUCGAUUCUUUGUAUCGAGAAUCAAGCAAACAAUUCACGCAUGACAGAAAAAAUUUGCUGGUGCGUGCGUGUGUGUUAGAGUGAGUGGUGCAACCGCAAAGUUGCUCGUGUUUUGUUCUAAAGACGAGAGAGAAAAGAAAAAAAAAGUACAAAUAUAAACGUUAAGUGCCGAGAAGAGAAAGAAAAAAAAAUAGUCGCAAAAACAACGGAGCAAAUAAAUCCAAUCAAAUCAUGCGUAAUUUGCUGAGAACUGAUUGUGCACUGUUGCACACAGUGUCGAUUGUUAGUAUUUUAAUCGUAAGUCUUAUUGUGCCAUCGACAAACACAUUCAAUUUGGAUACCGUCGAUUACAUUCGACAUGAAGGUGAACCAGAGUCAAUGUUCGGUUUCAGCGUUGCAUUGCACAAAGAAAACAAACGAAGCUGGGUAAUCAUUGGUGCGCCAAGAGCUGAUACAUCGAGAAUUCAGCCACGAGUGUUUCGAGGUGGUGCUGUCUAUCGCUGUGAUAUUUUAUAUGACAAUCGAUGCCAUCUUAUACCAUUCGAUACGGCAGGUAAUCAGAUCAACGAUCGAAAUGAGCAAAUCGAUACAAAAUCGGAUCAAUGGUUUGGAGCUACAGUGACAAGUGCCGGCGAAAAUGGCCCUGUGGUGGCAUGUGCACCGCGAUAUGUGUUCCAUACGAUGCAGCCGAGGAAAGUAGUGCGCGUUGAGCCGGUCGGUACGUGUUAUAUGGUCAAGAAAGAUUUCAAGGAAUACACCGAAUACUCACCAUGUCGAACAAUGUUCUGGGGAUACCACAAACAAGGCUCAUGUCAAGCCGGAUUGAGUGCAGCUAUCACAAAGAAUGGUGAUCGUUUGUUCAUCGGAGCACCGGGCAGCUGGUACUGGCAAGGACAAGAGUAUUCAAUCAAUACCGAUGCUUCGUAUCCAUACAAGCCUCCUCGUUACGGUGGCUACGGCGAAGGCCAAACAUACUCGUUCAGUUUGAACAAUCCAAAAGAUAAAGUUUGGGCAACGCGUGAGAGUACAGCAGCUGAAGAUGAUUCGUAUUUGGGCUAUUCAUCAGUUACUGGUGAUUUUAAUGGAGAUGGUACAGAAGGAGUUGCUGUUGGUAUGCCUCGUGGUGGUGGUCUUUUAGGCAAAGUGUUGAUUUUCACAUGGAAUAUGACCAAUCAACAAAAUAUCACCGGUGAACAAAUUGGUGCCUACUUCGGCUAUUCGUUGGCCGUUGUUGAUGUCGAUGGCGAUAAAUUGGACGAUUUGAUUGUCGGCGCUCCAAUGCACACCGAACCUAACAACGAAGGCAAAUACGAUAUGGGACGCGUUUAUAUCAUUUAUCAAGAUAAAUUUAAUAAAUUCCAAACAUUGGACACUCGCGAUGGUUUGAAUUCACGUGCCAGAUUCGGUCUUUCGUUGACAUCACUAGGCGAUAUCAAUUUAGAUGGAUUUGGUGACUUUGCCGUCGGUGCUCCGUAUGAUGGUCCACACGGAAGAGGAGCAGUUUAUAUUUUCCAUGGUUCGAAAGAAGGUCCGUUAGCUAAAGCUUCACAAGUCAUCUUUGCCGAAGAUGUUGCUGGAUCUUCAUAUUUGAAUACGUUUGGCUUUUCACUCUCCGGAGGCGUCGAUCUCGAUGGAAAUAUGUAUCCAGAUUUAGUCGUCGGAGCCUAUGAUGCUAACACCGCUCUUGUUUUCAAAUCACGACCAGUUGCUGUGGUUGAAGCCACUACAACAUUUGAUGUUGAUUCGAAAUUGGUGAGCCUCGAUGACAAAAAAUGUACAACAGUUCGAGAUCGUAAACAAGUCACUUGCACAACGGUCAAUUCAUGUUUGAAAUACAACGGAAUCAAUCUUCCACCACAAAUCGACAUUGAUGUAUCCUGGGUUCUUGAUUCAAAGAAGCCACGCAAUCCACGUUUGUUCUUCUUGAAUGAAGAAGGUAAAAACAUUCGGAAUUCGUCGAUGCGAUUAAGCCGUGGUAAAACUGAGUGUCGCACAGAGCGUGUAUACAUCGCUGAUAACAUUCGUGACAAGUUGACGCCAUUGGAAGUGGAAAUGAGAUUCAAUAUGCGUGAAAAUAAUCAACAAAGUCAACGAGCCGAACGUGUGCGUCGUACCACUCUUGAGCCAGUGAUCGAUCAAAAUCGUGGAACAGUCGAACGUGACUCGAUCAAUAUUCAGAAGAAUUGUGGCCCAGACAAUGUUUGUAUUCCGGAUCUUCGGUUGGAAGUGAAAUCGGUCGACACAUAUCUGUUGGGCUCGAAAGAUUUGCUUGUGUUCGAUGUGAAAGUAUCAAACUUUGGAGAAGAUGCAUUUGAAGCCGGUUUCUUUAUGAGUGUUCCUGAGGGAAUGAAUUUCCGUAAAAUCGAACGCACUGGUGACACUCGUGAUACACCAAUCACAUGCACAGCACCAUCGGCAUCGACAAAUCAUACACUCAAGUGUGACAUCGGAAAUCCACUGUCAAGUGGUAAACAUGCUAAUUUCAAGGUAAUUUUGUUGCCCGCAACCAAACAAGGAAUUGCACCCAAAUACGAUUUCUUCAUGGAAGCAAACUCAACGAAUGCUGAAGUCGAAGGAACCGAUUUCGAUAACGUUUACAAGAAAACUGUUGGCAUUUCCGUCGAAACGAACUUAUCGGUGAAGGGUGUUUCGAUUGAUGAAGAGAUUUUGUACAACACAACCGAUUUCGUUGCCUUGGAGAAUGCAACGCGUGAAAGUCAAAUUGGUCCACAAGUCGUGCAUAUCUAUGAAAUUCGUAAUGGUGGCCCAUCAACGAUUGAAGAAGCUGAAGUUUUCUUCUUGUGGCCAUAUGAAACACUCUCUGGCGAUCAAUUGUUGUACCUAUUGAAUCAGCCGGAAACUACCAAAAAUGUUAAGUGUGAAUUGAGUCAGUUCACAAAUGUUCGUGGCGUGGAAUUGGAUCGAUCGUUAGUUGCCAAGAGUUUCUUGGUGAGUCAAGGUGCUGUUGAAAAGUCCAGCUUGAGCUCAGGAUCAUCAUUCCAUAGCACUGGAUAUGCUGUUGGUGGCGGAAAAACACAAAUCACUGAAGAGGAAAAGAGACGUUUCGAUGAAGAAGAAACCCAUGAAUCAACCGGUGAUGCUUCUUACAUUCAUCAUCAGCGCGCGAACCAAGCAGCUCAAGAACAAGGUGGUGGUGGUGGUUAUCAGACAGCUCAAGCCAGUUGGAGUUCAUCAGGUCCGGCUGUUACUUACUCGACAAGACUAAAUCAAUCGAAAUAUAGCCCAGAAAGAUACGAUGGCUACAAUUCGCAACAGCGAUCACAAAGCCACCAAUCAUCGUCACAACAAAAUGCGGGACCAAGUGUUUACAGAGCCGGUUUCGGAGCUGGUAGCGCCGGAGUGCGAAAGAUUGAUGAUUUCUCAGCCGAAGGCAGUGUCAACCAGGAUCUCUCUGGCAGUCGUUCACGCGGUCAAGUAUACACUUCACAAAGUUCACAAAGCUCACAGAGUGCACAAAGUGCACAGAGUGCACAAGGUGGUGUGCAAGGCGCUGGUGCAACAGGCAGAAGACGUAUGAUGAGCCAACAAGACGGUGAACCAUUCCAACCAGAUUUGAUCCGAGGAGUAUCGCCAUAUGAGAGCAAAGACACCUUCCAAGCUGGCACUUUGGAAUUGAACACACUCGGCCGCGAUAAUGUAGACGAAGAAAUCCGACGCCAUGGCAAUGCAGCCCAUUUUGCUACCGCCAAUGAACGACAAGGCUCUGGCCAGUCAAGCCACACUGGAUCGUCUGGCUCGUCUGGUUCGUCAUCCGGUUCCUCGUCUUAUCAUCAAAGCAGCAGUAGUUUCAGUAGCGGUGGAGGAGCAGCAGCAGCAGCAGGAGCACGAGCUGGUAGUCAAUCAGUCGGUCAUAAAUCUUCUUCAAGCAGCAUCCAAUCAACGGGUGGCAAACAAACUUCAUCAUACAGUGGAAAUACGAAUUUCUUAAAGGACGAACAAUAUGAGGACGAAUAUGAAGAAGGACCAGAAAAUGAAGACGAAUACUACGAUGAACAUGAUAAUCAAAAUGCGCCAAAUCACCAUCAUCAACAACACUUACAAAAUCAACAGCAACUACAUGGCCAACAACAGCAGCAGUACAGAGCACAGCCCAAUGGAAACGGUGAAAGCCAAAGAUUCCAGCAUUAUCAACGCCUGCGCCGUGAUUUACCCAAUCUUAGCGAUUUGGAGCUCAAGAAUCGAUUGUCAUGCAAUCGCAGCCGUUGUGCAUUGAUUCGAUGCACAACCAGUCAACUGGACACAGAUAGCAGCGCUUGGAUUGCUCUACGAAUGCGUCUUGUCACACAAACACUCAAUUUGGUCGCUCCAAAUGUGCCACUGAACUUAUCAACAAUGGUAAUUUCCCGCGUUGCCCGUUUGCCAUACAUUGGUGAACCACAUGAGAAACCGUUGAAAUCAUACGAAGUGAAAAUCGCAGCCGUUCCAAUACCCGAACCAAAACCAGACAUUGUCCCACUAUGGAUUAUCAUCCUUUCCGCGUGCAUUGGCGUUAUCAUUCUGCUUCUGCUGAUCUAUUUGCUCUACAUGUGUGGUUUCUUCAAACGUAAUCGCCCGGAUCAUUCUCAAGAGCGGCAACCAUUGAAUCGAAAUAAUGGCUAUCACGGUGACGAACGACUAUAAAAGGAAAUUCGUUUUUGUGAAGGAUUUGAAACCAACGAUCAAUCGAUUUACUUUUAAGAUCUGAACUUAUGUGAAAAGCAAACAGCAGUGGCAGAGCUUGAGAGUGAAACAAAACAAAAAAUAUCGAAAAAUCUAACUAGUCAUUUUUUUCAUUCAAAACAGAGAAACAAACACAAUCUCCUCGUAUGCUGCGAAUUUAAAUCAAAAAUUUUGUGUCAAAAUCUACUGCCAAGUUGUAAUUGAAUCUUUUUCAAAACAGUGAAUUUUAUUGGUGACAAGAAGAAAAAGAAAGAAUGCUUGAUAUUGCUUGUAAAAAAAAAAUACCAUCACAAUUAUAAGAGAAACUCUAUUUUCACCAAAAUUAACGAUUGUAUUCAUGUAAUUAAAAAAAAAACAGUAACUAAUUUACACACUUAAAUUAGGACAUAAGAUAUAUAAAUGACACAUUUUUUUUCUUUUAAAUAUUAGUUCACGCCACAAUCGAUCAUCUCAUUUAUAAUUCAUUUUUUUCUGCGCUUUUAAAAACUCAAAAUUGACAAAAGAAAUCCACGUCGGUGAAAUGUAAAACCGGUUGAUUAGAAGAUCGACAGCAAUGGCCAUAACAUUAUAAUUCUAGUUGAGCGAAUCUGGAUUCUUGUUGGAAAAUUUAAUCAAGUGUGAAUCGUUGAUGAAUGUAAAGAAGCUUAGUAUGUUUCUGUAUAUAUGAAUAGAUAAAAUUAAUACUGUUAAUCUUAUAUAUUUAAUUGAAAAUUACGAGUGUGUGAGUAUUCUCAUUCGCGCGUAUUUUCGCAAUUUGUUUUUUUUUUGUGUCAUUCAAGACUAAUAAUUUUAAAAAUUAAUUUAUUGUCGAAUUACCGACAGUGUCGGUCCGACAUGUUUCGCUGAAACAAAUCGAACGACUUUUGUUCUUGGAAAUUGAAAUGAGCAGUUGAAGAGAUGAAAGAGUAAACGAAAAAUAAAAAAAAAUAUUAGCCAAUUAACAAUUCAAUUAAUUAUGUGACUUAUUAACAAGUGCCUAGUAACUGAAGCAUAUUGAUGCGAAAUGAUUGCAUUGUGAGCGUCACAAUCAUUUAAUAUUAGAAUGUAUAAAUGAACGAUAUAACAACAAAAUGUGCGCUAAUUUAAUAAAUGUUGAUAUUCUCUAAGUUAGAUUCGAAUUUUUAAUGCUGCAAUUGAAAUAAUGCAACACAAAAAUACACAUAAUCAAAUAGUAGAAGGAAUAAAAACAGAAACAUAUGCAUUUCAACAGUGUAAAUAUUUGCAUGAAGAGUUUAUUAAAAUAAAAUCGAUCAAUACAAAAA